CCAAAACCCUUCAAUUUCCACCCAAAACCCGCCCCGCCCGCCGUGGUGACGUCACGCGCUCCGCCGUUCAGUGCGACGUGUCCCUCGGCCCGCGGCAAUCAUGGAUCAGGUAAUGCAAUUUGUGGAACCCAGCCGUCAGUUUGUGAAAGAUUCCAUACGACUUGUUAAGAGAUGCACCAAGCCUGACAGGAAAGAGUUCCAGAAGAUUGCCAUGGCAACAGCAAUUGGCUUUGCAAUAAUGGGAUUUAUUGGUUUCUUUGUCAAAUUGAUCCAUAUCCCCAUCAACAAUAUAAUUGUAGGUGGCUGAAUAUUCAUCAUGAAGAAGACAGUUGUGACACCUGCUGCAGUGAUUUCACAGCUUUAAUUUGUUUGAUAUUAAACAAGCUCAGUUUGCGUUUUCAAA
Molecule: messenger RNA, 403 nt
Organism: Agelaius phoeniceus (red-winged blackbird)
Lineage: Eukaryota; Metazoa; Chordata; Aves; Passeriformes; Icteridae
Gene: SEC61G
Product: SEC61 translocon subunit gamma
Biological process (GO): intracellular protein transport; protein targeting
Cellular component (GO): membrane
Molecular function (GO): transmembrane protein transporter activity
Source: RefSeq, a predicted model, not a curated record